Molecule: messenger RNA, 3176 nt
Organism: Vombatus ursinus (common wombat)
Lineage: Eukaryota; Metazoa; Chordata; Mammalia; Diprotodontia; Vombatidae
Gene: PRPF6
Product: pre-mRNA processing factor 6
Exons: 21
Coding region: 102-2927 (941 amino acids)
Biological process (GO): mRNA splicing, via spliceosome; spliceosomal tri-snRNP complex assembly
Cellular component (GO): U4/U6 x U5 tri-snRNP complex; catalytic step 2 spliceosome
Molecular function (GO): protein binding
Source: RefSeq, a predicted model, not a curated record
CUCCUUGGGUCCGCGGUUCUGCGGUAACUCAGUCUUGGAGGAAUAACCUACGAGGGUUCCCCUCCGCUUCCCCGGCGACCCCCGGCCUUCCCGCCGCCACCAUGAACAAGAAAAAGAAGCCGUUCCUGGGAAUGCCUGCGCCCCUUGGCUACGUGCCGGGGCUGGGCCGCGGAGCCACUGGUUUCACCACCCGGUCAGAUAUUGGGCCUGCUCGAGAUGCCAAUGACCCAGUGGAUGAUAGACAUGCUCCACCAGGCAAGAGAACUGUAGGGGAUCAGAUGAAGAAAAACCAGGCUGCAGAUGAUGAUGAUGAAGAUCUGAAUGACACUAACUAUGAUGAGUUUAAUGGUUAUGCUGGAAGUCUUUUCUCAAGUGGUCCUUAUGAAAAAGAUGAUGAGGAAGCAGAUGCUAUUUAUGCAGCAUUAGACAAAAGGAUGGAUGAAAGAAGAAAAGAAAGGAGGGAACAGAGGGAGAAAGAAGAAAUUGAAAAAUACCGUAUGGAACGUCCUAAAAUUCAGCAGCAAUUCUCAGAUCUGAAAAGAAAGUUGGCAGAAGUUACAGAAGAAGAGUGGCUAAGUAUUCCUGAAGUUGGUGACGCUAGAAACAAGCGCCAGCGGAAUCCACGAUAUGAGAAACUUACCCCUGUUCCUGACAGUUUCUUUGCUAAACAUUUACAGACUGGAGAGAACCACACUUCAGUGGAUCCUCGACAAACACAAUUUGGAGGUCUUAAUACACCCUACCCAGGAGGAUUAAAUACUCCAUAUCCAGGUGGAAUGACACCUGGGCUAAUGACACCUGGAACAGGUGAAUUGGACAUGAGGAAAAUUGGCCAAGCCAGGAACACUUUGAUGGAUAUGCGAUUGAGUCAGGUGUCUGAUUCUGUGAGUGGGCAGACUGUGGUGGAUCCCAAGGGUUAUCUCACAGAUUUGAAUUCUAUGAUUCCUACACAUGGAGGAGAUAUUAAUGACAUUAAAAAGGCCCGUUUACUUCUAAAAUCUGUGAGGGAGACAAAUCCCCAUCAUCCUCCGGCAUGGAUUGCUUCAGCCCGCUUGGAAGAAGUCACUGGAAAACUACAAGUAGCUAGAAACCUCAUUAUGAAAGGGACAGAAAUGUGUCCCAAGAGUGAAGAUGUAUGGCUGGAAGCAGCCCGUCUACAGCCUGGUGAUACGGCCAAGGCCGUGGUUGCCCAGGCUGUUCGUCAUCUUCCACAGUCUGUCCGGAUUUAUAUCAGAGCAGCAGAGCUAGAAACAGACAUCCGAGCAAAGAAGCGUGUUCUUAGGAAAGCUCUUGAACAUGUUCCAAACUCUGUUCGCUUGUGGAAGGCAGCUGUGGAGUUGGAAGAGCCAGAAGAUGCUAGAAUAAUGCUAAGCCGAGCUGUGGAAUGCUGCCCCACUAGUGUGGAGCUUUGGCUUGCUUUGGCAAGGCUGGAGACCUAUGAGAAUGCCCGAAAGGUCUUAAACAAAGCACGUGAGAACAUUCCCACAGAUCGGCACAUCUGGAUUACUGCAGCGAAACUAGAGGAAGCCAAUGGAAAUACUCAGAUGGUGGAGAAAAUCAUUGACAGAGCCAUCACAUCACUUAGAGCAAAUGGUGUAGAAAUCAACAGAGAGCAAUGGAUCCAGGAUGCUGAAGAGUGUGAUAAAGCUGGGAGUGUGGCCACCUGCCAGGCUGUUAUGCGUGCAGUCAUUGGAAUUGGGAUUGAGGAAGAAGAUAGAAAACAUACCUGGAUGGAGGAUGCAGAUAGUUGUGUUGCCCACAAUGCAUUGGAGUGUGCCCGAGCUAUUUAUGCCUAUGCCUUGCAAGUUUUCCCUAGCAAGAAGAGUGUGUGGUUGCGAGCUGCUUACUUUGAGAAGAACCAUGGGACAAGGGAAUCCCUUGAAGCCCUCCUGCAGAGAGCAGUGGCCCACUGCCCGAAGGCUGAGGUGCUCUGGCUCAUGGGUGCCAAGUCCAAGUGGUUGGCGGGAGAUGUGCCUGCCGCGAGAAGCAUCUUGGCCUUGGCUUUCCAGGCCAACCCCAACAGUGAAGAGAUCUGGUUGGCUGCUGUGAAACUUGAGUCAGAGAACAAUGAAUAUGAGCGAGCAAGGAGGCUGUUGGCCAAGGCUCGGAGCAGUGCUCCCACUGCAAGGGUGUUCAUGAAAUCUGUGAAGCUUGAAUGGGUGCUGGGGAACAUUGCAGCUGCUCAGGAUCUCUGUGAAGAAGCCUUGAAGCACUAUGAAGAUUUUCCCAAACUGUGGAUGAUGAAAGGGCAGAUUGAGGAGCAGGAGGAGCUGACUGAAAAAGCCCGGGAAGCCUAUAACCAGGGGUUGAAGAAGUGUCCCCACUCUACACCCCUAUGGCUUUUACUUUCAAGACUGGAGGAGAAAGUUGGACAGCUAACCAGAGCAAGAGCCAUUUUGGAGAAAUCUCGUUUGAAGAAUCCAAAGAACCCUGAUUUGUGGUUAGAAUCUGUGAGAUUAGAAUACCGAGCUGGAUUGAAGAACAUUGCUAAUACACUCAUGGCAAAGGCGCUGCAGGAAUGUCCCAACUCAGGCAUCCUGUGGUCAGAAGCGAUUUUCCUUGAGGCAAGACCCCAGAGGAAGACCAAGAGUGUAGAUGCCCUGAAGAAGUGUGAACAUGACCCCCAUGUCCUGCUAGCUGUGGCUAAACUGUUUUGGAGUGAACGUAAGAUCACCAAGGCCAGGGAGUGGUUCCACCGAACAGUAAAGAUUGAUUCAGACCUGGGGGAUGCAUGGGCUUUCUUCUACAAAUUUGAAUUACAACAUGGUACAGAGGAGCAGCAGGAAGAGGUCAAGAAGCGAUGUGAGAAUGCGGAGCCCCGCCAUGGGGAACUGUGGUGUGAAGUGUCCAAGGACAUUGAGAAUUGGCAGAAAAAGAUUGGGGAGAUCCUUGUGCUAGUAGCAGCCAAGAUUAAAAACACCUUCUAGCUGUUGCUCUAUCCAUUCCUGUCACUGUCCUGGAAAAGUAACGUCUUGCUAUCCAAGGUGAAGAAGGAGGGAGAUAGAGGAAGGCCUCCCAGUAGCUGUGCUGCAGAUGCUUUUCAGAUGAACUGUGCAUACCUUGAGGAGUAUUCUUUGAGACACUAGGAUUUUGAGUGCUGAUACGCUGGGCAAGCAAUCUCUUUUAAGAGGGUUAGCUUGCUCUUUAAAUUUAUUAAAUCUUUUUUUUUUAAUCUA